Messenger RNA from Grammomys surdaster, 3051 nucleotides. It is a transcript of the gene Ehd2, whose product is annotated as EH domain containing 2. The coding region runs from base 169 to 1800 and encodes 543 amino acids. Gene Ontology annotation, cellular component: cytoplasm; plasma membrane. The record is from RefSeq and is a predicted model, not a curated record. Lineage: Eukaryota; Metazoa; Chordata; Mammalia; Rodentia; Muridae. The transcript has 6 exons. Gene Ontology annotation, biological process: endocytosis; endosomal transport. Gene Ontology annotation, molecular function: protein binding; GTP binding; calcium ion binding.
GGGGGCCUGGGCCCGCCCUGUUCGCCGCUCCUCCCGCGCGGCCCCACCCGUCUCACUCCACUGCAGACAGGACAGGGCUCAGGCCGCUUGCUCUGCGCUCCCCAGAUCCCUGGUGAGCUCUCCACCCUGUAGUCUCCUUGGGUGACCCAGUGGGCAUCGAAAGUCACCAUGUUCAGCUGGCUGAAGAAGGGCGGAGCUCGCGGCCAGCGACCUGAGGCCAUCCGCACUGUGACCUCGUCCCUCAAGGAGCUGUAUCGCACAAAGCUUCUGCCCCUGGAGGAACACUACCGUUUUGGGUCUUUCCAUUCACCGGCCCUCGAAGAUGCUGACUUCGAUGGCAAACCCAUGGUGCUGGUGGCCGGCCAGUAUAGCACCGGCAAAACCAGCUUCAUCCAGUACCUUCUGGAGCAGGAGGUCCCUGGCUCCCGCGUGGGUCCCGAGCCCACCACCGACUGUUUCGUAGCUGUCAUGCAUGGCGAGACAGAGGGCACCGUGCCUGGAAAUGCCCUCGUUGUGGACCCAGAGAAGCCCUUCCGCAAACUCAACCCUUUUGGAAACACUUUCCUCAACAGGUUUAUGUGCGCCCAGCUCCCCAACCAAGUCCUGGAGAGCAUCAGCAUCAUCGACACGCCCGGCAUCCUAUCAGGUGCCAAACAGAGAGUGAGCCGGGGCUACGACUUCCCAGCUGUCCUGCGCUGGUUUGCUGAGCGCGUGGACCUCAUCAUCUUGCUCUUUGACGCUCACAAGCUGGAGAUUUCCGAUGAAUUCUCAGAGGCCAUUGGUGCCUUGCGUGGCCACGAGGACAAGAUCCGCGUGGUACUCAACAAGGCAGACAUGGUGGAGACGCAGCAGCUGAUGCGUGUUUACGGGGCGCUCAUGUGGGCGCUGGGCAAGGUGGUGGGCACGCCUGAGGUCCUUCGCGUCUACAUUGGCUCCUUCUGGUCCCAGCCGCUCCUUGUGCCGGAUAACCGGCGUCUCUUCGAGUUGGAGGAACAGGACCUCUUCCGUGAUAUCCAAGGCCUACCACGCCACGCGGCGCUGCGCAAGCUCAACGACCUAGUGAAGCGGGCGCGGCUGGUGCGGGUGCACGCUUACAUCAUCAGCUACCUGAAGAAAGAGAUGCCCUCAGUGUUCGGAAAGGAAAACAAAAAGAAGCAACUGAUCCUCAAGCUGCCUGUCAUCUUCGCAAAGAUCCAGCUAGAGCACCACAUCUCCCCUGGAGACUUUCCUGACUGCCAGAAGAUGCAGGAGCUGCUGAUGGCACAUGACUUCACCAAGUUCCACUCGCUAAAGCCGAAGCUGCUGGAGGCACUGGACGAGAUGCUGACCCAUGACAUUGCCAAGCUUAUGCCGCUGCUUCGGCAAGAGGAGCUGGAGAGUGUCGAGGCUGGAGUGCAGGGUGGUGCAUUUGAGGGCACCCGCAUGGGCCCCUUCGUGGAGCGGGGCCCUGACGAAGCCAUAGAGGAUGGCGAGGAGGGCUCAGAAGAUGAUGCUGAAUGGGUGGUGACCAAGGACAAGUCCAAAUACGAUGAAAUCUUCUACAACUUAGCGCCUGCUGAUGGCAAGCUGAGUGGCUCUAAGGCCAAAACCUGGAUGGUGGGCACCAAGCUACCCAACUCCGUGCUGGGGCGAAUCUGGAAGCUGAGUGAUGUCGACCGAGACGGCAUGCUGGAUGAUGAGGAGUUCGCCCUGGCCAGCCACCUCAUUGAGGCUAAGCUUGAAGGCCAUGGGCUACCCACCAACCUACCCCGCCGCCUGGUGCCGCCUUCUAAGCGACGACAAAAAGGCUCUGCUGAGUGAGACAGCAGCAACUGCCGGCUCACCCUCCCACUUUGCCCUGCUGUGGCUCCCCAGCUCCAGUCGGCUCCCCAGCUCCACGCAGAUCCCUGCUCUGGCCCACUCACCCUGCCUGCUCACCCUGCCUGGCUAUAAGGACUCGAGGGGGUGGAGGAAGCUUCUCUCCCACACCAGACAUUCAGUCAAAGGACUUAUAGAGGAUUGGGGGCCGGAGGGGGGGAGUGACAAACCUCUGUCCGUCCUUCACACACCUUCACAUACACAGGGGCUUCUCACAGAAACACACACAGACAUCCAUCCAUCAUUCAUAUAAAGAUCGUUUUUUCUUUUAUUUUUUGAAAGCGUCUCACAUAACCUAGGCUACCAUUGGCCUUCUUAUGUAGUUGAGGAUGACCUUGAACUCUUCAUUUUCCUGGCUCUACUUCCUGAGUGCUGGAGUUUCAGGCAUGAACCACCAUGUCUGGUUUAUGCAGUCCUGGGAUAUGAACCCAGGGCCUCCUGCAUGUAAGGCAAGUACUCUAUCAACUGAGCUACGUCCACAGGCCCAUCCAGAUAUUUAUUGAGCACUUACUGUAUGCUGGGCCCUGGUGGAACCGACUCUCAGGAGUGUGACAUAUCUACAUAGUCACACAAACACUGAUACCAGCAAGACCCCUUUUUAUAGGUAAGCAGCUACUGUUACUCAGCCACGCUAAGACUCUGUAUGUCUCAGGUGUUAGACUCAUUGGGGGUUCAGAGCGGACACCUGGCUUCCUUGUUCCUCACAUGGACCUCUCUUUCACUUUCCUACCCACAAAUCCUAAAUUCUGACCACAUCCACUUCACAAAGAUUAUGCAGCAGAUAGAAAAACCGCAACUUCCUGGCUCCUUCGAGUAUGGCUUCCAUCCCCCGGAGCCCAGAGUCUCCCCAGCACACGUGUGGGAUUGGGAACCAAAGUAUCUGGCCCUUCUGCCCACCUUCAGGUCAUAUUUAAGUAGAGUCCCUAUCAAAGACAGAAACCACAGGGUGGGAAUAGGGGAUGCUUUUCCAAAGCCCAGGUUUUCAUGGAUAUCCUGGAGGAUUAGGAAUUUUCGGUGCUAUAGCCUUUCCUCCUCUCUACAGGGGCCCCACACACUUUGUCUUCACCACCUUAGUACAUGACCCUGGUGGGAAACAAAAAAGAUGGGGGGGGGGUGGGGGGUGAGGACAGCUAGAAAGGGCUGAAAACCCAAGAGUGUCCCCUACAGGGCCAAUAAAGCCAAAGCUGCUGUUUG